Molecule: messenger RNA, 756 nt
Organism: Aspergillus tanneri
Lineage: Eukaryota; Fungi; Ascomycota; Eurotiomycetes; Eurotiales; Aspergillaceae
Exons: 1
Coding region: 1-756 (251 amino acids)
Source: RefSeq, a predicted model, not a curated record
AUGCGCAUUUUCUCAGCGUUGAGUGGUCUUCUCCUUGCUGGAGCCGCGUUUGCCCGGAACCUUUCGAACUCGAAUUCGACCUGCUCGCCGCAGUCGAGCGAUGUCAAAGUCGUGCAGUAUGGAUGGGCUCUGCAGUACCUCGCGGAGAGAUACUACUCGUCUCAGCCUCUGAAUCAGACCUAUCUAAACAGUGCCACCAACAGUACUCGCGCCAACUACUACUCCAACUUCCAAGGUAUCCUGAGACAGAACCGUCUGGGCGUUCGUGCGGUCCAGCAGCUUGGAUCCAAGGUCCCCGGAUACAACAAUCCCCGAUGCAACUUCACCUUUCCGCCCGUCAGGGAUGGCGCAAGCUGGGUGAGGAACGCACUCCAGUUGGAACAGACGCUUACCGGUGCUUUUAUCGGUCUGGCGGGGUAUAGUCAGGCUCCUGAGGUCUCGUUCCUCGUGGCUCGUCUGGCCGCCGAGCAUAGCGGAUUCUCACACUAUAUCGCGAGUCAGCAGCGGAGUGUCGUCUACCCAGCUAAUAGCACCACCUUGCUUCCUGCUUACGCUCCGGACCAGGUCCUGAAGAGUGGAAAUAGGACCGGAAGGCUAGGAACGUACCUCAGAAAUUGCGUCUCUGCUCCCUCGCCUCCCUGCGGGAAUCUGACCAUCGGUCCGCUCAUCGGGUCUAACUCGACUAACUCGACUAACUCGACGUCCGAUGGCUCCAACUCGUCAUUGCUGGCGGGUUUCACAAGGAAGUACUUCUAA